AUGCUAAAAUCAACUGAUAACUCAAAUCGAUCAGAUUUUUGUGAAAAUUUUGUAAAAAGUAUAAAUACAAAUUCUGUACCCACACCCAUGCACGGCUUUUCAAUCAAAACCGUAACUGAUCUGAUCAGAGCAUUGCCUGUUGGAUUUCCUGUGCUAUUCUCCAUAAGUGUUGGUUGCACCUCUACGCAUGAAUGCGAUGUGAAAAAGCCAGAGGUACGAGACCAAGACUCUUCUAAAGACGUUGCUGGAAAUGGCCAGCCCAAUACUCAAAAGAAAGAUGGUGAUUCAGCUGGGUCUUCAGACCCAGAAACACUCAAAGUUUUUAAGGACGAUAACGGUUUUCUUACUAGGGUAAUGGCUGAAGUCUUUGGUGUUUUCAAGGAGUACUUUGAGAGUGUAGGACUGGCAGAUCUUAAAGAAUAUCAAGCUCACAAGAAUGAGAUUUGGGAGGUUGUGGCUAUGCACUUGUGCAGGUACAAUCUUAUAAUCAAGGAAGAGGUUUCGAAAAGAAGUAGCACUGCUGUAAUCAAAAGAAAAAUACAA
Messenger RNA from Vittaforma corneae ATCC 50505, 543 nucleotides. RefSeq lists its product as uncharacterized. The annotation marks the transcript as partial. The record is from RefSeq and is a predicted model, not a curated record. The transcript has a single exon. NCBI's taxonomy places the organism in Eukaryota, Fungi, Microsporidia, Nosematidae.